GCUUCUUGCCAGGGUCCUGGCAGCUUCCUCUUCCACAGCCACUUCCGUGUGGCCGGGGCCCCAGAGGCAGGAGCUGCUGCCUGUUGCCCAGGCCACCCUCCACCCCCAGUUCGGAGCCCUGCCCCCCUGGGGCCAGGCCAAGCCCAUAGGCUGGCUUGGGAUCCCAUGGGGGACUGGUAGGGCAAAGGUCUUGGGGGACAGAGGUGGCUGGGCCAGACCCCUGGGGCUCCGGCCAUGAAGUCUCGGCAGAAAGGAAAGAAGAAGGGCAGCUCGAAGGAGCGGGUGUUUGGGUGCGACCUGCAGGAGCACCUGCAGCACUCAGGCCAGGAGGUGCCCCAGGUGCUAAGGAGCUGCGCAGAGUUUGUGGAGGAAUAUGGAGUGGUGGACGGGAUCUACCGCCUCUCAGGGGUCUCCUCCAACAUCCAGAAGCUUCGGCAGGAGUUUGAGGCAGAGCGGAAGCCAGACCUGCGGCGAGAUGUUUACCUCCAGGACAUUCACUGCGUCUCUUCCUUGUGCAAGGCCUAUUUCCGAGAACUGCCAGAUCCCCUGCUCACUUACCGGCUCUAUGACAAGUUUGCUGAGGCUGUGGCAGUGCAAUUGGAGCCAGAGCGCUUGGUCAAGAUCUUAGAGGUGCUUCGAGAACUCCCUGUCCCAAACUACAGGACCCUGGAGUUCCUCAUGAGGCACUUGGUGCACAUGGCCUCAUUCAGUGCCCAGACCAACAUGCACGCCCGCAACCUGGCCAUCGUGUGGGCCCCCAACCUGCUGAGGUCUAAGGACAUAGAGGCCUCAGGCUUCAAUGGGACAGCAGCCUUCAUGGAGGUGCGUGUGCAGUCCAUCGUUGUCGAGUUCAUCCUCACACAUGUGGAGCAGCUCUUUGGGGGUGCUGCCCUCUCUGGUGGUGAGGUGGAGAGUGUAUGGCGAUCAAUUCCAGGGGCCCGGGCAUCAGGCAGCCCCGAUGACCUUAUGCCCAGGUCCCUGCCCUACAACCUGCCUAGCAGCCUGCAGGCUGGAGAUGGCCCCCCACAGAUACGGCCCUACCACACUAUCAUUGAGAUUGGAGAGCACAAGAGGAAGGGGUCUUUGAAGGUCAGGAAGUGGAGAUCUAUCUUCAACCUGGGUCGCUCUGGCCAUGAGACUAAGCGUAAAGUUCUGCGGGGGGCUGAAGAUAGGGAGGACAAAUCUGAUAAGGGGACUCUGCGGCCAGCCAAGAGCAUGGACUCCCUGAGUGCUGCAGCUGGGGCCUGUGAUGAGCCAGAGGGGCUGGUAGGACCCAGUAGUCCUCGGCCAAACCCACUGCUGCAAGAGAGCUUGGAGAAUUAUUCUGUGGAGGUGGCAGAGGGUGAACAGGAGCCUGAGGGAGAGGCACUGGGUGGCACAAACUCUGAGCCAGGCACACCACGAGCUGGGCGGUCAGCGAUCCGUGUUGGGGCCAGCAGCCGUGCAGAGCGCUGUGCUGGCGUCCACAUCUCAGAUCCCUACAAUGUCAACCUCCCACUACACAUCACCUCUAUCCUCAACGUGCCCCCAAACAUCAUCUCUAACGUCGCCUUGGCCAGACUCACUCGUGGCCUUGAGUGCCCGGCCCUACAGCCUCGGACAAGCCCUGCCUUUGGCCCUGGCCCUGGCCCUGGCCUUGGCCCCGGUCCCCCAGAUGAGAAGUUGGAGGCAAGUCCAGCCCCAGGUCCCCUGACUGACUCAGGCCCAGCGGAUGUGGCCCCUGCCCUGGAGGACUGCCUGUCCCAGGAGGUGCAGGAUUCCUUCUCCUUCCUAGAGGACUCAAGCAGCUCAGAACCUGAGUGGGUGGGGGCGGAGGAUGGGGAGGUGGCCAAGGCAGGAGCAGCAGGAGCAGCCUUCUCCCCUGGGGAGGACGACCCUGGGAUGGGCUACAUGGAGGAGCUCCUGGGAGAUGGGCAUCAGGUGGAGGAGUUCUCUGUGGAGCCACCCCUGGAUGACCUGUCUCUGGAUGAGGCGCAGUUUGUCCUAGCUCCCAGCUGCUGUUCCCUGGACUCUGCUGACCCCAGGCCUGAAGCAGAGGACGAAAGUGGGGAGGAAGUCUUCCUGAGUGCCUACGAUGACCUAAGUCCCAUUCUGGGGCCCAAAUCCCCAAGCUGGGAGGGUCCAGGCAGUCUGGAAGAAGAGGCAGCAAGGUGUGGAAAUCAGGAGGCUCCAGGACAGACUGAGGGAGAGCAGGCAUGCUGGGAAAUUGGAGAGGACAAGGAAGCUGAGCCUGGAAGCAGAUGGGACAUCAGGGAGGAGGCUGAGGGGAGUCCAGAGAGUGAGGUAGAGGCUGGAGAGGCUGAUGAGAAAGAAGGGGAGGUUGGGGGAAACCAAGAGAUGAUGGUCUGUUUGAGAAAAGAUAGUGGGGAAGAGACAGAGGCCAAGGGAGAGGAGUCCAUGGGUCCACAGGAGGAUGAGUGUAUGGAAGAAGCUAAGGUUAUGGAGGAAGGAGGAGGAGAGCAGGGAAAAGACAAGGAGAAGAAAAGAAAGACUGAGAGAGAGGAAGAGGCUAAGGAAGGAGAGGAAGCCCAGGUAGAACCUGGAAGGGACCCAGAGCACAGGGCCCAGGAAAACCAAGUUGCUGAGGAGAGCUGGGAAGUUGUACACAAACAAGAGGCUGAGGAAGGCAGAGAGGAUGAGGUCAAAGGACAGAGCAAGGAAGGGGACCAAGAGGCAAGAGAAGAACAAGGAGAUGGUGAAGAUAGCAGAAGCCCAGAAGCAGCAGCUGAAGGAAGAGUAGGGGAGGUGAGCAAGGAACGAGAGAGUGGGGAUGGAGAGGCUGAGGGAGACCAGGGGGCUGGAGGUGACCAUUUAGAAGAGGGCUCCCUCCCUGAAGGGUCACAUGUAGAGUCCCUGGAGGUUGACAGUGCCAAAGAGGGCAAUGCUCACUCCUCUGAGACAGAACAGGCAGUCCCACAGCCGCCCCGGCCAGAGGAGAUGGAGCCUGAGGGGCAGCCCAGUCCAGAGGGCUGCAAUCUGUGCCCCUGUCCAUUUGGCUCAGCUGGCAGUGUGGGCAUGCGCCUGGCUUCCACCUUGGUUCAGGUCCAACAGGUCCGCUCUGUGCCUGUGGUGCCCCCCAAACCACAGUUUGCCAAGAUGCCCAGUGCAAUGUGUGGCAAGAUCCAUGUGGCACCUGCAAACCCAUGCCCGAGGCCUGGUCGGCUUGAUGGGACUCCUGGGGAAAGGGCUUGGGGGUCCCGAGCCUCCCGCUCCUCUUGGAGGAAUGGGGGCAGUCUUUCCUUUGAUGCUGCUGUGGCCAUGGCCCGGGACCGCCAGAAGACUGAGGCUCAGGGUGUUCGGCGGACGCUGACCUGUACUGGGGGUGUGGAUUACAGCCUCAUCCCCAGAACCUCCCCCUGUAGCAUGAUCCCUGCUCAUUCUUUCCGACCCUUUAGCUGCUUGGAGCUCCAAUCUGAAGGCACAGAAGGGUCUGGAUCCCGGAGUCGGCUUAGUUUGCCCCCCAGAGAACCCCAGCCCCCUGACCCUCUUAUGCCCCCCCAGCGCCGAUCAUAUGCAUUUGAAACACAGGCUAACCCUGAGAAAGGUGAAGGACUGUGAUUAGGACCAGAGAGCACUGGGCAAAAGGGACAGUAAGUUGUCUUGAAUCUCCGGGAUCCCUGACUAGCAGUCUCUUCUGCAGCCUGAGCAGCUGUAGUGCCCAACUCUAUAGGCUUUGGCCCUCUGGCACUGCCUUGGUUGGUUUACCUGAGUUUGUCUCAGACACAAAGAACUUAUCCCUUAGGAGAUUCCCAAGAAAGUCAACAAGAUCCUGUUCCCAGAGAGCAAGGUCAUUGGUCAAGGGGAACAAAGAGUAGGCAGAAAACUUAGAGGUUUCUCAAAGUGAAGAAAGAGGGGGAACUCCAGCCAAGUUCCUGCCCUCCUCUGAGGCUGUGAACUUCUCUUCAUGGAAGCCCAGGGUGGAGGUGGGGAGGACAGGGCCAGGUCAAAGCCUUUCACACAAACACUUCUAGAGCUGCCCAUCCCUGUUCUGCUCUUGGGCUCUUGGAUACCUCCUGACCCUUUUAGCUCCAGCUUAGGAGGAACAUGUCUAGGAAGCUCUUUGAAGGCCUCAACGUUUGUUGGAGGGACUGCCCCCCUUUCUAGCUCCUCCACCCUCUGCCUCCAGUCAUCUUAGGGAAGAGAGGUCCUGUCCAGAUCUCUCUGGCCUCUCCUUUUUCCUUUGGAAUAACUUCCUCUUAUUUCAGGGAAGGGAAAUGGUGUCACUCAGGCUCUGGGACUGCUUCUCCAGAUAGUCUGGGGCCACAGGUCCCAUUCUAAUAAGGGGUGAUGUCUCAGAAUAAAAUUGUAUUUUUACA
Molecule: messenger RNA, 4316 nt
Organism: Equus quagga
Lineage: Eukaryota; Metazoa; Chordata; Mammalia; Perissodactyla; Equidae
Gene: ARHGAP30
Product: Rho GTPase activating protein 30
Exons: 12
Coding region: 235-3558 (1107 amino acids)
Biological process (GO): small GTPase-mediated signal transduction
Molecular function (GO): GTPase activator activity
Source: RefSeq, a predicted model, not a curated record